Messenger RNA from Plodia interpunctella (Indianmeal moth), 1619 nucleotides. RefSeq names its product equilibrative nucleoside transporter 1-like. The transcript has 8 exons. Gene Ontology annotation, biological process: nucleoside transmembrane transport. Gene Ontology annotation, molecular function: nucleoside transmembrane transporter activity. Gene Ontology annotation, cellular component: plasma membrane. Lineage: Eukaryota; Metazoa; Arthropoda; Insecta; Lepidoptera; Pyralidae. The record is from RefSeq and is a predicted model, not a curated record. Bases 163 to 1404 code for a protein of 413 amino acids.
ACACAUGUUACGUUUCAAGUUAUAAUUUUACGUGUUUUUAAUUAAUUUCAAAAAGUGCAUAUUAGAUAAGUAUUAAAAGCUUCAUUGAAUUUGCGGUAAAAUAAGGACUAUUGUGGAGUAAAUCUGUAGGAUUUCUGCCGUUUUCAAAUCGCAAUCUUUAGUAUGGCCAUUGAAUUGGAGCCGCCGAAAGAUAAAUGGAACUUAAUCUACAUGACCCUCAUCUUCCUCGGCCUUGCCACCCUUGUCCCAUGGAACAUGUUCAUCACGGCCAAGGAUUACUUCGUGAAGUACAAGUUGGUGGACCAACCAGAUUUGGCAGAUAAUUUCUUGGCGUAUAUCGGCUGGGCCAGCCAGCUGCCGAAUGUUGUGUUCAAUUGGCUUAACGUAUUCCUGCACAUUGGUGGUAAUCUAACUACGCGUAUAGUGUGGUCGCUAUGCAUAGAAACUGGCAUCUUCAUAUUCACUGUAAUGCUGGCCAUGUUGGACACACAAGAUAUACCCGCCGUGUUCUUCUGGGUCACCAUGAUAUCAGUGCUGUUUCUCAACGCAUUCAACGCGAUCUUCCAAAACUCAGUAUACGGUGUGGCCGCCCGCCUCCCCUCGCGGUUCACAGGGGCAAUCCUCUCUGGGUCUAAUGUUUGUGGAACCUUGGUGGUCUUUGUGGACUGGGGCUCCCAUAUGUUCGGCAGCAAGAGAACAGCAGCUAUUUACUACUUUAUCACUGGAAUUCUGGUGCUACUAGUGUGUUUAGAUACCUUCCUUGCUUUACCUCUUAAUAGGUUCUACCGCUACUACGACACAUUGCACAAGCGAACUGUGAGAGCCUCCGUGGUAGCGUCCGCUCCCGGCGCACCGCAGGCAGCCCAGCGAAUCCCAUACUGGACCAUAGCGAAGCAAGCCAGGGUGCAGCUGUAUAACAUAUUCACGAUAUUCUUCGUUACUCUCGCUAUCUUCCCAUCUGUACACUCUGAAAUUAAACCAAACACAGAUGGAUUUCUUGGCAACAAUUUCGUGAGGAUUACGUGUUUCCUCACGUUUAAUUUUAUGGCCAUGAUUGGGAAUAUUACAGCUAGCAUGUGGCAAUAUCCGACUCGCCACUGGCUGUCAGUGUUCACAACAGCCCGUUUCCUAUUCAUCCCGUUCUUCUUGUUCUGCAACUACAAGCCUGAUGAACGCCAGCUCCCUGUGUUAGUUACCAACGACUAUGUUUACUGGAUUGGCUCUGCUUUGUUAGGCUGGACCUCUGGACUUGGCAGCUCUUUGGGGAUGAUGUAUGUUAUUGGCGGUGAUGUACCCCCCGAGCACGCCUCCACAGCGGGCAUGUUAGGAUCAGCAACCCUGGUCUCCGGUAUCCUGGCUGGUUUGCUCGUCACAUACGUCUGUCCACUGUUGGUCGGCGUAUAGCGAACUCUUAAAGAUAUUUUGCACUGAGGGCUUACUAUCAUCACUUUGCGACCUAAACUGGGGGCUUACCAUCAUCUCGUAACGCGAUCCACUUUGCGAACUAAAUUGAUCUGCAUCGCAAAUUCGUACCAUCGAGUUAAUUUGUUGUAUGAAAGCGAAUCAUUUUAGGUUCCUAAGUAAAUUGAACUGAGUCGCAUUUGAAUCGUUCCGUUAAA